Molecule: messenger RNA, 1136 nt
Organism: Solanum tuberosum (potato)
Lineage: Eukaryota; Viridiplantae; Streptophyta; Magnoliopsida; Solanales; Solanaceae
Exons: 2
Coding region: 505-1059 (184 amino acids)
Source: RefSeq, a predicted model, not a curated record
CCACUCUCCAUUCUCCAUUAUCUCUCCCCUUAAAUCUUUCAAUGAAGAAGAAAGACUCCAAAAUGAUUGAGUUUUUGCCAUUGCAGAGCUCAAUUGGUGAAGAUUGUCUUGUUUUCUAUACAAACUUUUUGGGCACAAAUCUUUGCACUUCCUAAGAAGAUCCUACAUGCUAUUGAGAGUCUAUGUGGAAAGUUUUUGUGGACAGGUAGUGUGGAGGCAUCAAAGAAAGCAUUAAUAUCCUGGGAGAAGCUAUGUUGGCCUAAAGCAAGUGGAGGUUUGAAUUUCCUGGAUGUGUUUAUUUGGAAUAAUGCAGCUAUUGGAAAGUUACUAUGGAAUCUCUGUAAGAAAAAGGAUAAAUUAUGGGUGGAAUGGACACAUAGUUACUAUGGGCAAAGAGGAAUUUGGGGCAUUCAAGCAAAUCAAGCUUCGUGGCUGGUACAAAGAAUUCUUAAAGCUCAUAAACAUCUUCAAGCUGCUGGCUACAAUGAGCAUAGUUUACAGCAAAUGGAACAGUACUCUAUUAAGAAGGUUUAUGAAAAGAUGAGAGGAGAUAGGGAGAAAGUGGAGUGGAGAAAGUUGAUAUGGUCCAACUAUGGUGCACCAAAGUGGUUGUUCAUACUGUAUUUAGCUCUAAAUAGGAGGUUGUCAACGAAAGAUAGAAUGGCAAAAUGGGGAGUAACAUCUAAUUUGACAUGUCCAUUAUGUCAAGUGGAGGAUGAGGAUAUCGAUCACCUUUUUUUUGCAUGCAUGUUCACUGCUGGAAUAUGGAAGAAGCUGCUAGCUUGGCAAGGAAUACAACGUACAGGAGGGAAGUGGCAUGAAGAAGUACAAUGGGCAACAACACAUAUGAAGAGCAACACUAGCAAAGCCAAGGUGUAUAGGAUGGUUAUGGCAGGAACCAUCUAUCAUGUGUGGAUAGAGCGCAACAACAGAAUCUUUCAGUUCAAACAGAGAAAUGAGGAGUUCAUGAUUAGACACAUCAUUAGAGAUGUACAUGGAAGAGGAUCCCAUUAUGGGAAGAUAGGCAACAGACUUCAAGAACUCAAUGUAUACCCUUAGGAGAGAAGCUGUGAGAGAAGGCUGAUAGAUAGAGUGUGAUGUUUCAGCAAGUCUUGGAGCAUGUAUGUCCAAGUCUG